Molecule: messenger RNA, 2131 nt
Organism: Tetranychus urticae (two-spotted spider mite)
Lineage: Eukaryota; Metazoa; Arthropoda; Arachnida; Trombidiformes; Tetranychidae
Source: RefSeq, a predicted model, not a curated record
AUGAAUUUAAUCAUAAUGAUACUUUUGUCAUGAAACCAACCUUAUUAACUUCAAUUGUUUAUGCUUGCUAGAAAAAUAUGACUCCAUUAAAAUGUGUUCAUUUAAAUUCAGUUACAAGAUUCAUUCUAAUAACAAUAUUGGUUUCCAUAUUCAGUCAAUCAUUUGAUUGUCAACCGAUAAAUGUAAGUAAUCCUGUGACAGGGGAAACCUCGGAACAAGGAAACAUCAGUCAACCUAUUGACCCAGCAAUAACUAAUGAUAAACCUUCAAGCAACAACGAUACCAAAAGUCUAGGAAACAUCAGUCAACCAAUGGACGAUGACACCAGACCUGAAGAUUACUUAAUUAACACACCUGACUGUCCUUCGGAUGUUUGUAUUCAAAUGGUCCCACCAAAAACUACUGAAAAACCUUCAAGAAACAACGAUACCAACGGUCUAGCUCGUAAGCGUCAAGUCCUAGAUCUUCCAACUAACGAUGAUUUUGGUGACAAUGCAAAUGAUGAUAAAUCUUAUGAGAAGGAUGGACCCAUUUCGCCUGAAAAUUUGUUGUUUUCUUUACAAGAUUAUAAAAUUGUGAUGGAACCAACGGUAGAGAAGGUUAAUGAUUUAGAUUACAAAGUAACUUUGAAUGUGAAUGUAAGGCGAAAAUCAGAUGAUCGAAAAGUUAUGGAAUUGCCUUCAAUGGAAAUGUAUCCAAAUAAUGAAAAUGCGCUCGUUCCUAAUUCAUCAAUAGUUGAGAGUUUAAAGAAAGAGUUGAAUGGUACACUUUCAAAAUUCGAUAGCUCUUUUGAAAACAAUAACCGAGAUACAUCAGACAAUUCUACCAACUCUGCCCCAACCGAUUUAAGUGUAAAUCUUAAAGAAGGUAAAGAAGGUAAAGGUGUUCUAACCCCUGAUUCAUCAAGUCAGAAAAAUGAAACCACCGAUGCUGUAUCUUCACCAUCAUCGAGUACCAGUGAAAGCAAGAGUUACAGGGAGAAUAACACUUUCGUUGCAACAUCAUCUACAACAAUGGAACCUCUAACAACCGCAGAACGAAGUUUGACACCGUUACCGCCAAAUGAAUUCGAUAAGAGACAAGAAAACUCAACAACUCAGCCUGAAACUACCACUACAUCAAAGCUUGAGAUUACAACGAUUACAACUUCUAAACCGAUUGAUAAAAUUUCAGCUUCAACUUUAUCUAGUCAAGUUGAGUCGAGUGAAACAUCUCAUGCUUCAUCAAAUGCUUUCACUGCAUCAACUGAAGUGUCAAGAGCUGUUGAAAGUCGAACUAUUUCGUCAACUUCAAAUCCACUUCAAACCUCCAGUAGUUCAUCAAUGCAACCAAAGAUGAGCGAAAUUGAACUAAACCAUUUAAAAAGCUUGUCUGACAAACAAAAUUACAAACCAAUAAAGCCGAUACCAGAAACACCAUGGAUUCCAGCAUAUGAAGUAAAGCCAAUUGGUACCAAUAAACAGGACACUGAUAAUCAUAUUGAAUACCGAUUUACUCAGCACGAAGAAGAAUUCAAUAACAGACGAAAUAUUCCAAGUAACCAACCUAAACUUCAACCUCAACCUCGACCUCAGCUUCAACCUCAACCUCAACCUAAACUUCAGCCUCAACCUCAGCCUCAACCUCAGCCUCAACCUCAGCCCCAGCCUCAGCCUCAACCUAGACCUGCACCUCGUUUGCCCCCUAAAUCACGAUAUGAACCUGGUAUGGAUAUGCGCUCAUAUAAUGAUCGUCAACCACAAGUAGUUAAAUAUGAUCCUUAUGUACCAAGGAAUCCUAGCGUACCAUUGAAAGAUCUACGAGCAAAUGCACCUAACAACAGGAAUGAACCUUAUGCAGUUGAAGAAAUUGUUCAUUUUGAAGGGCCAAUGCAGCGGUUAAAUACUCGCCAACAAAAGCCGUCGCCAGAACUUUUUGUACGCAUUAUUCGCCAUUAUUUUGAGAAUGCUCUAAGUCCUGCUGAAACGAUAUACACAACUAAGCAUAAGUCACCAAUAAUUGCUCCAGGACAGCCUGUUUAUCAAAGAUCACCAGCUUCAUUGAGUUACCAAAAUUCAAAGCCAUGACCACCAAAUGUUGUCCUGUAACUAUUGAGUAAAUCAAUAAAGAAAAAUGGUAAAAGUAAACUUAA